Molecule: messenger RNA, 1834 nt
Organism: Stegastes partitus (bicolor damselfish)
Lineage: Eukaryota; Metazoa; Chordata; Actinopteri; Pomacentridae
Exons: 4
Coding region: 109-999 (296 amino acids)
Cellular component (GO): nucleoplasm; cytoplasmic stress granule
Molecular function (GO): RNA binding
Source: RefSeq, a predicted model, not a curated record
CGUGUCGCUUCCGGGUGGUGCUGAAGCAGCAGCGAGCCGACGUUACCUCAACGCUGUAAACAAAGUUAGUCAACGGUUUAACUUCAACGACACAUUCAGCGAAAAGACAUGCAUAUCAAAACAGGUACAUGGGAAGCCAGCAACACUGUGUGUGAGUCAGAUACCCUGUGUGACCCAGCAGUCCUCGUUUCAGCCACUAACUCUGAGCCUCAUAUUCGUAACCGCCGUCUGUCUCCUGGAUCAGGAAACUGUGGAGGUGGUGGGGGUGGAGGCUGCAUUUCUGGAAGUGACCAGCAGCCCCAGCAGCUUUCACCUGAGGGCGACCUCAUCGGCCCCGGCCACGCACACACCUUCAGCUUCCGCAGGGAAAAAGAACGCAAGGGCCAGCAGCACAAAGGCCGUAGCCUCCGCAGGGAAAGUCAAAAGGGGGUGACCCGAGUAGGGGAGCGACCACAAAAGGGGAACCAAAAGGAGAGGUGGGUGGAGGACAGUCUGUCGCUGCUCAAGCCCCCACCUGCCUUCCCAGUGCAGGACAGCCCCGCCAAGCUGCAGCCCGCCGUUAGCUACGCCUCCAAGGUGAAGGCGGGAGCCGCAAGCGGAGCGCUGGAGGAGGACCGCCCUGCCAUCGGUGUUCUGCUACAGAACCAGUGGGGUCUAAGUUUCAUCAGCGAGGCGAGGCCGGUCACGGAGGGCUCCAGCCCUCGCCCUGCUGCUAACGCCCUCCUGCCCACAGACGCUAAACAUCCAGCUGAUCUACAGCUCGACACAGUUCUCACAGUCCAGGCCCCCGAAGAAACGCCCAUCCCAGUCGCUGCCUCCGUCACCCCAGUCACACGUGCAGAGGUGGACGAGAGCAACGGGAAGCUGCUGCUUAGCUGUCGCCAUUUAGUGGAGGCUCUGAGCUAUCACAGUAGAGAAUGGAAUUUUAUUUGCAACAAACAGAAAAAAGAUCCAAAAAGGGUUGUCUGGUACAAGGACGCCCAGGAGCAGCCGGCCUAGCAGUGUGACGAACCCAAAGCAUCCACACGAAUACACCACACCAACAUGCACAUGAAAACACAGAAAAGAUGGACAAAUUUUGGAGUCCCGCUCACACACUGCACUCAGGAUGAUGUCUUCACGCAAAGCCACACUGAGACACUUUGGACUAACUCCUUUGAGAUCUUACAGCAAUGGACUUUUUUAACGCCUUACAGAAAGCCUGCCUUAAUUAAUCAGACCUCUUUUCAUCGCCUCUCAUUACCAUUUUUAGCUUGUAUGUGUAGAACUGAUCUUUUUUUUUUCUUCUUCCUUUUUUUUUUUUUAAAAACAAUCUCUGAGGAGCUGUAAUUUAAUUUGUUCCCUUUUGAAAAGCUGCGGUUUUAUCAAACUUCUUGUCCUCUGUAAAGCGAGUGGUCAAUCAAGCACUUUGUUAAGAAAAUUUGUUGUGACCAAUCCGUGUGUGCGAGAAGCCCUCCGCAGAGUGAUUUAUUUCCCCCCCUUCCCCCCAAACCCGUCUCCAUUCUAAACCAGGAGAAUGUCUUGUUCCUGCUUGAGUUUUAUCGUUAAUGUAUGCAGAGGACUUCUGUAUCCGUGUCUUCAGUUUACAGAAGGGUGUAGUCAAAGGCACAGUAGAGUUCACCCUUUACCACGUCAGAUCUUAAUGCUGUGUUCCUUUUUCUUUGUUUUUAUUUGGUCCCUAAUCGGGCGAAUGUUACUCAUGAAUCCAUAAGGGAUGUCACCAUGUUCAGUAUGUUGAUUUUUGAAAAGAAUUUAUUGAAUUAAAAGAAUUACACUGGAGAAGGAGGAGGAAUGUAAGAGAACAGUAUUGCUUAAUAAAAAUGAAUAAACUUGA